Exophiala oligosperma is the source of this 1394-nucleotide messenger RNA. RefSeq lists its product as uncharacterized. NCBI's taxonomy places the organism in Eukaryota, Fungi, Ascomycota, Eurotiomycetes, Chaetothyriales, Herpotrichiellaceae. Bases 209 to 1264 code for a protein of 351 amino acids. The transcript is spliced from 4 exons. Gene Ontology annotation, molecular function: oxidoreductase activity, acting on the CH-CH group of donors, NAD or NADP as acceptor. The record is from RefSeq and is a predicted model, not a curated record.
UAGACAUCAGAUACUCCUACUCGCCAACAUCUACUACCGUAGCUAGAUCAGUAUUCACACCAUUUCCAUUAUUAUACAAUUCCCUUUCCUGUAUAACUACCUGGACAGUCCCUCCACCGAACCUCAUAUCCAAAACACGGUACUUCUGACGGUAAUAUCUAUUCAUACCAACCAAAAAACAACUCACAAGCACGAAAUCCCCCCAAAAAUGGUCGCCAACAAAGCAUUCAUGUACAAGUCCGUGCCCGAUGGCUGGCCAGUUGCAGGCAAAGAUCUGACCAUCGAGGACAUCACCUUUGACGAGUCCGCACCCGCUCCCAAAGGGGGCUUCACCACCAAAAACCUGUAUGCCACGUACGAUCCCAGCCAACGAGGCCGCAUGCGAGACCUCAGCAUAAAAUCCUACAGUCCCGCCAUGACACCAGGUGAACCCGUCGUCGCCGUCCAGGUCAUCGGUAAAGUCUUGAAAAGCGACAACCCAAAAUUCCCCCAAGGCAGCUUGGCCCUCCUCUGGGGUCAUUCCACCGAGUCGUACUCUUUCGUGGAUGAGGCCGAGGCUAAGAGGGCCGAUGUCAUCACUCCGAGACCUGGUGUCCCCUUGACGGCACAUUUGGGCCCGCUGGGCAUGACGGGUAUGACGGCCUACGGCUCUCUGUUGGAAAUCGGACAACCCAAGAAAGGAGAUGUGAUUCUCGUGUCUGCGGCUGCCGGUGCCGUUGGCCAAGUCGUAGGCCAGAUUGCCGUACGGCUGGGUCUCCAUGUCAUUGGCUCCGUCGGAGACGAUAAGAAACUCGACUUUAUCAUCAACCAGCUCGGAUUCACCUCCGGAUUCAAUUACAAGAAAGAAAAUAUGGCCGAUGCCGUCAAGAGGCUUGCUCCGGAUGGGUUGGAUAUUUACUACGACAACGUGGGCGGUGAACUUCUCGACAUUGCUCUGGCGAAUAUGAAAGACUUUGGCCGCAUCGUAGCAUGCGGGACCAUCUCGACCUACAACAACGGCAGCACCAGCACCCCCUACGGCCUCAAGAACUACAGCUCGGUCGUCCGCAAGCGACUCCGGUAUCAAGGGUUCAUCGUUUUCGACGAGAACGUCGCCCGUUGGCGGCAGGAACGUGACGAGAACAUUUCCAAAUGGAUCGCCGACGGAAGCUUCAAGUCCGUCGACCACAUCGUCACCGGCAUGGACAAUGCCAUUGAUGGGUUCUUGGGCAUGUUGGAAGGUAAGAACUUGGGGAAGAGUAUUUUGAAGAUUGCCGAUGAGUAAGCAGUAGUAGUGGUAGUAGGUAGGUAGGUAGGUAGAAAGAAGGACCGGGCAUGACCAGGAAAUACGAUAAAAACAAAUUCUGAAUCCACAAUGUUCAUAGAACCUCAGAUAUUCUCAAAAAGUAUCGUUU